UCAGCUGUUAUUACCGGUACAUAACAGACAGAUUAUUACCUUUUGUUGAACAUUUCAAUACCAUUUUCUGCUCACGAACUAGCAAGCACACAUUGAAAUCUGUGCUAUCAAAAUAAGACGUCAGAAAAAUAUUCUUCCAGAUACCAACUGGAAACAUUUGCUUUUCGAAAGUACUGCCAUCUUACCCUUCUCUCAAAAGCAGCAGUUAUCAGAAAACAAGCGCCUUGCCAGGAAGAGAUAGAAGUAUGCAAAACAGAUUGCAAGAAGCACUAGAGCAUGAAAUAGAACAUGAGCAUCUUUAUCACUAAGUUUUCAAACCUUUUGUACAAAUACGGGGUAUCAGUUGAAUUUCACCACUUGCUCCUUCACUCUCAAGAGAAUUGUGCGUAUUUAGAUAAUAAAAUGAAGACGUCAUUUUUUGUUCCUCUGCUGUUAUUCUUCACAGUGUUCGUGCUUGCUUCUACUUCAGGCCAGGAUAUACAGGACUUCAACGAUCUGCACUGCAUGGGAGUUUACGAUCAAGACAAAUUUUCUUAUGUGAGCAGAAUAUGUGACAAGUGUUACGACCUCUUCAGAGAAGAUGAAGUACGGACUUUAUGCAGGUCCAACUGUUUCAGCAGCAGCGGCUUCAAACAAUGUGUAGACGCCUUAGUACUGCAAGAUGAUCAACUGAUGUUAGCCAAGAUAAUUGAAGAACUUCAUGGAUAAUGAAGAACCUGAUGAUGUUCAUUCCACUCUGGAACCAAAAAAAAUUCACUUGCGUCAAAUUUAUAAUUUAUAAUAAAGAAUUUUUUCUGGUUGUU
Molecule: messenger RNA, 803 nt
Organism: Stegodyphus dumicola
Lineage: Eukaryota; Metazoa; Arthropoda; Arachnida; Araneae; Eresidae
Product: crustacean hyperglycemic hormone-like
Biological process (GO): circadian rhythm
Cellular component (GO): extracellular region
Molecular function (GO): neuropeptide hormone activity
Source: RefSeq, a predicted model, not a curated record